Molecule: messenger RNA, 939 nt
Organism: Symbiodinium sp. CCMP2456
Lineage: Eukaryota; Dinophyceae; Suessiales; Symbiodiniaceae
Source: the annotation of a GenBank genome assembly
GUGGCCGUGGGUGAGCAAGCGCUUUGCGAGGCCCAGGAGGAGGACACGUCCGCGCUCUUGCAGGGCCCAAUACGUCGGCCAAUACGUCGCUUUUUCUUCCACCGGCUGCGCCAUUACGGUGUUGCUGGCCCUCGGCACUACUAUGCGACGACGAUGCCCGACCCCAGCGACAAUACUGACACAAUCGCGCCAGCAUCGACGCCCGGCGACAACGAAGACACAGUCGCACCAGCAUCGACGCCGGGCGACAAUGAAGACACAAUCGCUCCAGCAUCGACGCCGGGCGACAACGAAGACACAAUCGCACCAGCAUCGACGCCGGGCGACAAUGAAGACACAGUCGCACCAGCAUCGGCGCCGGGCGACAACGAAGACACAAUUGCACCAGCAUCGACGCCGGGCGACAAUGAAGACACAGUCGCACCAGCAUCGACAUCCGCACCAGCAUCUACACCAGGCGACAAUGAGGACACAAUCGUACCAGACUUGCCGCCCGGUGACAACGAGGCUCCGACCCCCAUCAUCAAGUUGGUGACUCCUUCGCCUACCGAUGCUGCUGCAAGCACCAACACCACCACCCUUCCUCCAGUUGUGACCACCAACACAACCACCCUUCCUCCAGUUGCGACCACCAACACCACCACUCUUCCUCCAGCUGCAUCCACCAACACCACCCUGCCUCCUCCGAACGCCACAAACACUACCACAGCGCUUCCGGUCAUCGCCGUGCCUUCGACGCCGGACGCCAACAGCGACAAGGAAGAAGAAUGCGCUGCCAACGGGGAGGUGUGCGACACCAUGAACUGCUGCAGUGCGGAGUGUCUUCACACGGCAAAUGGGACAUUUCGGUGCGCGCAAUGCGUGCGACUUCGCAGCAGUGAUGGCUGUUCGGUUUUUUGUUUGAUGUCAAAGGAUCCACAGCCAGGGGCAUCGGGUUGA